CCUCUUUAAGACCGCUUGGCCAAGGAAAGGAACUCCACCCAACAUUCCCAAAAUGCCCACCUCUCAUGUCCUUCUAACCUUCAUUUGUGCUCUAUCAGCCCUCCCAGCCAUCCUUACCAAAUCCCACUCAUGUGCUGAUGGGAAUUUCUCUAUCAUGAAAAAUGCAAGAAACAUCACAAUCACAAACUGCAAGAAGUUGGGAGCUCUUGAUGCUGAAAUUGGCUGGGAAGUCACCAAUGCCACCACUAAUGAUCAGAUGAUCCACAUAUUGUUCGGCGCACAUCCCCCGACCCCAACCGGGUGGGUCGCAUGGGGCGUGAACCCUCUCAAACCACAGAUGGUAGGGACGAGAGCAUUCAUCGCCUUCAUGCAACAAAACAGAUCUAUCAUGGUACUACCUUACUAUAUCACCGACGAAACCAAGCACCUGUGCCAACUCAAAACGUCGAAGAUCGACCUCGUCUACACAUCACUGGCAGCAGACUAUUCAAAUGAGACCGGCUUCAUUACCAUGUCGGUAACGUUAUCUCUCUCGUCCAUGUACAGCGUAUCAGGAUUGAAUCAUGUAUGGCAAGUUGGCACACAUGUGAUUGGCACCGAGCCUCGUAUGCACGCCACCACCAUCCACAACUUCGAUAGCCGCGAGACCAUCGAUCUAAUGUCUGCAGACAGUCGAUGCACACAUUAUCACCGUCAAAAACUAAGAAAAGUACAUGGGAUAGUGAGCAUGAUAGGUUGGGGGAUAAUCCUGCCGCUUGGAAUUAUCAGUGCAAGGUACUUAAAAGAAUUCCCAUUCGAAGUCGAGAAGAGUUAUGCUAUUCAUGUGCCGUGCCAGAUAUGUGGGUUUGUGAUUGGGACGAUCGGUUGGGCACUUGGAAUGUCGCUUGGAAACCAGUCGAAGAACUACAUUUUGAGAAAUCAUCGGAUCAUAGGCAUUACGAUCUUUAGCAUGGCUUUAUUGCAGGUGCUGGCCCUGUGGCUAAGGCCUAAGAAGAAGGACGAUUUCUUGAAGUACUGGCGCAUAUACCAUCAUUUCAUUGGCUAUGCUUUGUUUACAUUGAUAGUAGUGAAUAUUUUCAAAGGUAUUGACAUUCUCAGCCCAUCUCAACAAUGGAAAUGGGCUUAUCGUACCAUCCUUGCCUUUCUCGGCCUCAUUGUCCUCUUCUUUGAAUCCAUCACUUGGGGUAAAUUCAUAUAUCAAUACUUUUAUGUCGACAAAGAGAAGCUAGUGAACACUAGUGGGUAAACCUUUUCGGCACUCACAUGCAUAUGACAUCCAAUCCACUCAUCAGAUGGGCCCCACCAUGGAGAUACCUUCUUGUGAAAACUAGACCGUUCUGAUUAUCUGUUAGUGGGUCAAACGACGGUUACGAGAAACUAAAUAGGACUCCAGAUGUAGCCUUUGAGGAUCCAAUUUUUUUUUGUUAGGCUAGUAAAAACAGUUUGAAGUCAUGGCAUUCGGUGGUUAGUUUGUAUUUGUGUGUAAGAUUGCUAACUAGUGGUGAAUUAACAUUUUCCGUUGUUCUUUCUUA
Molecule: messenger RNA, 1532 nt
Organism: Magnolia sinica
Lineage: Eukaryota; Viridiplantae; Streptophyta; Magnoliopsida; Magnoliales; Magnoliaceae
Product: cytochrome b561 and DOMON domain-containing protein At5g47530-like
Exons: 3
Coding region: 53-1246 (397 amino acids)
Source: RefSeq, a predicted model, not a curated record